AUGUUGGCUCUUUGGAAGCAACGCAAUGCUAGGGUAUUCAACAGAGUCGACCAACAAAAGAAUGCUAGGGAGCUUGCCACUAUGAUUCUUGGUGAGGCACACGAAAUGUCAAAACAUCAUCUUGAUGAUGUGCCCAUAGAGAAUAGUUGGCUCGGGGCGACAAAGAGCACCUAUUUGAGGCUUUUUAUGAUGGCCGUGGGCCAUGUGCCAUCCAGCCCAAUUCGAGAAGAAGAAGGCGCGGCUGGACAUCAUCGUCUCCACACACCUCCACCUCACCUUCUCCGACUCAGCCGCGCUACCAUGACUUUCCCCAUGGCCACCUCCACCGCCUCCACGGCCGCCGCCGCUUCCAUCCGCCUUCUCCCGGUGCCAGCCACCCCAUCCUCCCGCACUCUCCGCUUCCCGCCCAUCCUCCGCCGCGCGCCCCGCGCCCUCUUGUCCGUCUCCGCUCUCAGCAAGCUCUCCGAGGCGUCCCCCGUCCCCAUCCCGCAGGAGCCCACCCAGACUUUGCCCGGCGAGGACGCGCUUCCCCCUAGGCCCGGGGUCUACGGCGUCUUCGACCCCGCCGGGGACCUGCAGUUUCUCGGGAUCUCGCGCAACGUCAGGGCCAGCAUCGAGGGGCACCGCAGAAAGGUGCCCGCUGACCUCUGCGCCUCCGUCAAGGUUGCAAUACCAGACGAGGAAACGCCAGAUAAAAGUGUCCUAACUAAUGCCUGGAAAUCAUGGAUGGAAGAAUACAUAGCAGCCACCGGCAAGGCGCCACCAGGGAACGUUGCCGGGAACCACACCUGGAUCGGUCCUCCACAGAGACCUGCAGACCUGCGUUUGACUCCUGGUCGCCAUGUGCAGCUAACUGUGCCGCUUGAACAGUUGAUUGAUCGGUUAGUGAAGGAGAAUAAAGUGGUUGCCUUCAUCAAAGGAUCAAGAAGCGCUCCCCAGUGUGGGUUCUCACAAAGAGUGGUGGGGAUCCUGGAGGCACAUGGAGUGGACUUUGCAUCCGUAGAUAUUCUUGACGAGGAGCACAACCAUGGGUUGAGAGAGACCCUCAAGACCUACAGCAACUGGCCAACCUUCCCACAAGUUUUUGUUGGAGGAGAACUUGUGGGCGGAUGUGAUAUUAUUUCAUCCAUGGCUGAAAAGGGGGAGCUUGCUGCCCUAUUUCAGAAAUAG
This is a messenger RNA of Triticum turgidum subsp. durum (durum wheat), 1170 nucleotides long. The record is from the annotation of a GenBank genome assembly. Lineage: Eukaryota; Viridiplantae; Streptophyta; Magnoliopsida; Poales; Poaceae.